Molecule: messenger RNA, 565 nt
Organism: Rhipicephalus microplus (southern cattle tick)
Lineage: Eukaryota; Metazoa; Arthropoda; Arachnida; Ixodida; Ixodidae
Product: BEN domain-containing protein 5-like
Biological process (GO): negative regulation of DNA-templated transcription
Molecular function (GO): DNA binding
Source: RefSeq, a predicted model, not a curated record
UAAACUUGUUUCAAUUAGAGCAAGUUGUGCACCAAGAUAAGCCAUUUUUGAAUAAUUCUAAAUGUUGCGUAGCACCGUGCUCAUCUACUGCUGUAGAACCAGAGGAAAGGACAAGCACUGUUGGUGGAGAAAAGAACACUACACAUCCAGGCCCAAAUGGAGAUUUCAUUUAUAUGGAAGAUGGCUCUUUCCAUUUGACGAAAGGCGUAACAAUAAGUGGUGUGUGUGCAAAAAAAUAUUUGGGAACAAGAAGGCUACCUUGGUGGUGAAGGAUGCUGCCCACGCUAUAUGGGGAAGCAACGUUCUUGCAUCUAGGAGCGUCACAGGGACCGUUGGCUCCAGGAAGAGAGCAUUGGGGGAGCAGCCCAAGCAGCCGCUGACACCGGAGAAACUUCUUGUUGUGUCAGAAACACUCAAGCACUGGGGACAGCAGAAAGACGUCAACACUGCUGACACGGAAAAAAAUCUGCCCAGGAUCCUGGCUGAGAAGAUCCAAGAUCUCCUGAAAUCGAAAGUGCGCAAGCAGAUGUUUGACGAUCAAGCACAAUAAAUUCUUAAACACUAA